AUGAAAUUAUACGACGAUAUGAAGCGUGAUGGAACACUGGAUACUGUUACAAAGCCAUUAUUGGAUAAAAUACCAAACGCAAUUGCUACAAGUAAUGGCCGUUAUUUAGCUGCACAUCUCAAUAAAGAAGCUCAGAGAUUUAUUCCAGAAGUAAACAAACCAGGAUGGGCUGAUUUAGACUUAUGGAUUGAGGAACCGGCAACGUGGUCAUCCAGUAAUUAUUCUCUCAAAUUAAGUAAAAAAGAGCGAAAGAAACAAGAUAUUAUUCAUGAGUUAUAUUUGACUGAGAAACAUCACUGUCAAGUGUUGGUAAUCCUUCAGCAAGUAUAUCAAGAGGGACUUCGAAUAAGGGGUAUUUUGGAUGAGGCAAAGCAGAGCGAACUGAUUCCACCCGUAUUGGAUGCGCUACUUGAUUUUCAUCUCAAUUUUCUGCGACAGUUGAGUCAGAAAAGAAUGGAAACAGAAGUUGUCAACUCGGUAGCAAAAAUUAUUUACUCAGAGUUUGAAAAGGGAGAACGAAAUCAAGCUGCAAUAUAUGCUUACACUGAAUUUUGUUCGAAAUACGAUCAGUGUGGUCGUUUGUACGAUGAGUGGAUGAUAAAAAAUGCUGAACUUAAGAAAUUUUUCGAUCAAUACGAACAAGAUUCCACUUAUAAAGGCCGAACGUUCAAAAUGUGCUUGCUGUUGAUUGCUCAGAGACUGACCAAAUAUCCUGUGCUAGUGGAAAAAAUUGCCGAAAUGGAAAGUGGUGCUGCAAAAGAAGAAAGCAUACGGGCUCAUCAGGCGGUAAAGAAAUUUGCAAUGCAUGUUAAUAAUGAAAUUGCUAAAUUAGAAGUAAGUAGGCGUUGGGAUCGAGUACGUUCACAAAUGGAUCGUUCAUCGAAAGGCCGCUUUGGUCCGAAUGAUUUUUUUACAUAUGAUGAUCUCAUACUAAAUGGCAGUGAUGAGGAACGACAUGUAAUUUGUAUAGGUGGUGCAGUUUGUCAGAAUUCGCAGAAAAAACAAUCUGAAGGGACAGAAGUAGUAAUAGUAUUGUUCGAUGAUAUUCUGAUCAUGUUGGCAAAUUCGAGUAGCAACAAAUAUGUAUUUCUUGAUCGUGGAUCCGGAAGUACAGUGAUUGCGCUGAACAAAUUACUGGUUCGUGAAGUGCCUCGUAGUACGAAGUUAUUUUUCCUACUUUCCGAUGAUCCUUUUCCUGAUUUGUUUGUUGUGAGUUUUGCUUCCAAGGCUGAUGUUGACCAAUGGAAGAAAGCGAUUGAAGUAUCAAAAAGUAUAGCACCGACACAUGUGAAACGUGCCACAGUUGCAAGUGAUAUAAAUUUACCAGAUGAUGAUCCGGAGGAAAGGAGACUUAAUCAAGAAAUUGCAAAAUGGGAGGAGAAAUUGCGUGAACUUUUUGAUAAGCGCGUAAAAGAUGAAAAAGAACUGUCAAAUUAUAUUGAGAAACGACUGGCAUGGUUUGAACAACUUCGUUCGCAUAUCGCAAAGGUUCCAUUAAUGGAUCGAACGGAUAUGGCUCGGAAUGCUGUACGAGAAAAGAUGAAAGGUUUGGUCAAACAAAAAUUUGUUGAAUUACGUGCAGCAAGGCGAGGCUCGUUAAACAAAGUGGUGCAACGUACCGAACGGAUGUAUGAGGAUGAUUUUGUAUCAUUCAUUGAUGAUAUAUAUUAUGCUGGUGUUGGAACAUCAGAUUCUAAUCAUUCCACUGAUCAAAGUGAAAGUGAUGAAGGUCGUCAGAAGCUGCCGCGCCGAAAUCGAACCUUCAGUGGUAUCGGUGAACGAAGGAAAGGAGGUUCUGUCCGACGACAUACAACCGAGCCUCAGAUAGCUGAUGCACGAAUUUAUGACGAGGAACAUGAUUCUGCUGCAGAGGAGGAAGAAAGGAGAAGGCUACCGUUACUUUUGGGUCCGAUGGCACGUCAUGCAGCUAUAAGUAUUAUUCGAGAAAAUGCUCAACUUAGGGUUGAAAAUAACCAGUUAAAAAGUGAAAUUGCUUUUCGUGAGCUACGUAUUGCAUCACUAAAGAGUCGGCGUUUGGCGGCCGUUCCAGCUAGUGCAUUGGAAGCAUUACGCAACAAACAGAAUGAAUUACAAAAUGAUAAACGUGAAUUCAAGAUAUUUUGUGAACUUCAUGUAGAUGAAAUAAAUCGACGGACUACGGAAUUGUUAGAGAAAGAGGCUGAAUUGAAAACUCGUGAAGAGCAGCUACAAGAGCAGUGGAUUAAAUUCUAUGAAAUGAACAAUUCAAAUUCACCGACUCAUCUGUCACAUGAUAUGACAAGACCGGCUAAUUUACCAUCUUCACUUGACCGAUCAAUAUCGAUGCGUAGCGUAGCAUCAUCACUCAGUAAAUCACCUAGUGGUUCAUCGAUACCAUUACAUUUAGCUGAAAAAACUGCCAAAAUAUCACGCUCAAAGAAAUGAACGAGGAAAGAGAUCGCUCAUACUUAAUAUCUUUUCCAUAUAUGAUAACGAUUCAUUCAUUUUUAUUGCUAGCUGUAUAUAUCACUUCCUC
This is a messenger RNA of Loa loa (African eye worm), 2515 nucleotides long. RefSeq lists its product as hypothetical. Bases 1 to 2424 code for a protein of 807 amino acids. The record is from RefSeq and is a predicted model, not a curated record. Gene Ontology annotation, biological process: regulation of Rho protein signal transduction. Lineage: Eukaryota; Metazoa; Nematoda; Chromadorea; Rhabditida; Onchocercidae. Gene Ontology annotation, molecular function: guanyl-nucleotide exchange factor activity. The transcript is spliced from 20 exons.